AUGAGCAGAAAUAGGGAAAGAGUCAUCGAAAUAGUGGAAAAUUCUUUUUCACAGAGUGAAAAGAUUCCCCCAGAAGGCAUGCUGUUUUCCUACAGAGGUAUUUUAUACCCUGCUAUACUUAGCAGCCCAGAAACUUUGGAAGCUCUGAAAUCCUUUGAAACCAGGAGCGAAGAUGUGAUUCUAGCAGGCUAUCCUAAAACAGGAACCAACUGGCUUGGCCAAAUGGUGAGGGAGUUGGAAUCAACAGAUGCCAAAUAUACAGAAGAAGAAAUGAAAGAGAGAAUAAAUGCUGAAAAGAAGCUAGAGACAUUUUCACGUCUAGAAUUUGGAGAUCCUGGGAUAUAUGAGAGGAUGAAGAAACUGCCUUGCAGAAGAAUUAUACUAACCCAUCUGCCACCUCAUCUCCUGCCCCCGUCCAUUCUCCAAAGCAAGGCUAAGAUCCUUGUGCUAGUUCGGAACCCCAAAGACACGGCUGUCUCCUAUUACCACUUCUACAACAACAUGCCAGUGCUGCCGUCCUUCACCUCCUGGGAUGCGUACUUUGCAGCCUUCAUGAAUGGGAAAUUGGCUUGGGGAUCCUACAUUGACCACUUAGUGGAAUGGAACAAAUACAUCGACCAUGAUAGGAUCAUGAUGAUAAGCUACGAGGAACUCAAAGAGAACCAGGUACUGGCAAUGAAAAGGAUUGCUGCCUUCUUUGGAUUCUCCCUGUGUGAGGAAGAUUUUCCCAGAAUUGCCAAGAAGACCAGUUUCCAAGCUAUGAAAGAGAAAUCCAAGGAAACCCAUGGAAAGUUUGGGGACAUCCUCUUCCGGAAGGGGGUUGUUGGGAACUGGAGAGACCUCUUCUCUAAAGCUCAGAAUGAAGAAAUGGACCGAAAAUUUGAAGACUGCUUAGGAGGAACGCAGCUGGCGGCAAAGAUGAAAUAUGAUGUGUACUGCAAGGCCUGA
Gymnogyps californianus (California condor) is the source of this 948-nucleotide messenger RNA. RefSeq names its product sulfotransferase 6B1-like. The record is from RefSeq and is a predicted model, not a curated record. Gene Ontology annotation, molecular function: sulfotransferase activity. Bases 1 to 948 code for a protein of 315 amino acids. The transcript is spliced from 7 exons. Gene Ontology annotation, cellular component: cytoplasm. Gene Ontology annotation, biological process: sulfation. NCBI's taxonomy places the organism in Eukaryota, Metazoa, Chordata, Aves, Accipitriformes, Cathartidae.